AUGAAACUCCUCCAGUCCUCCUCCGCGCCGCCACUCGCCAGUCUCGCCUCCUCCACGCACCACCCGCCUCCUCCUCCGCGUCUCCUCCGCGCCGCCCGUGACCACCUCCUCCGCGUCGACAUGUCCUAGGUCCUCCGCAGCAACAGAUGGAUCUGACGGAGCCUACCUUCCCCGUGUCCUCCAUCUCCACUGCGACCGUGGCCGCUCCGGCACCAGCAGGGCCGCACAGCGGCGGGAGCAAGUCCGUGCUCGACGGGAUGGCUGGCCCAUCCAUGAAGCCGGUUCACCUCGAAGAAUUGGCUGGCUCAUCCAUGAAGCCGGUUCACCUCGAAGAAAUGGCUGGCCCAUCCAUGAAGCCGAUUCAGCUUGAAGAAUUGGCUGGCUCAUCCAUGAAGCCGGUUCACCUCGAAGAAAUGGCUAGCCCAUCCAUGAAGCCGGUUGAGCUCGAAGAAUUGGAUCCCAUGGGUGAUGUUGACAAGCAGAGGCUAAAGUGGGAAACCAUCAAUGAGGACCAGCAGGUGUGGGAUGCCCUUGAUGAGCAGCGAAAAUUGAGAAAGAAAGAGGAGAGGAAGCAGAGACAAGAGGAGAGGAAACAUAAGCAAGAAGAAAGGAGGCAUAAGCAAGAAGAGAGGAGGCUAAAGCAAGAGUACAACAAAAAGAUUAAGUUGGAGGUGGCUGCAAGGAGGAAAGAGCUACAAGGUAGGAAGAAGAAGCAAGCGAAUGAGCUACAGGAUAUGAAGAAGCCGAAGAUGGUCAGAGCAGAAGGAGGAGGUUCUCCUUGCGGAGUGACCAGGUCUCCUGGAGUGAAUAUGCUGAGGUCUCGUCUUGGAGUUCUUGCAAAUGUGGCAGCUUCAAAAAGAGGGAGGUCGCUGUCAGAUAUGGAUGGAAGCCCCCGUUCACAGAAAAAUGCCAAGUCCACACCGAGGUCGCCAUCUAAGCUGAGGUCGCCAUCUACGCUGAGGUCGCCAUCUACGCCGAGGUCGCCAUCUUCAUCGAGGUCACCAUCUCCGGCGGCUUCUCCGUUGGGUGGUUCGAGAACAACUAAUUCACGCGGUGAGAUGAUUUACGAAUGUUUUACAACUGCAGCAACUAUUUACUUAAAUUUUAGUGAAAAUGUUCUUACAAAUGUUGAGAUUUUAGUUAAAGUUUAUGGACUGGAGGGAGUAUACUUGAAUUGUUUCUUGAGAUGA
Messenger RNA from Lolium perenne, 1190 nucleotides. RefSeq lists its product as uncharacterized. The record is from RefSeq and is a predicted model, not a curated record. Lineage: Eukaryota; Viridiplantae; Streptophyta; Magnoliopsida; Poales; Poaceae.